Molecule: messenger RNA, 1962 nt
Organism: Pelagomonas calceolata
Lineage: Eukaryota; Pelagophyceae; Pelagomonadales; Pelagomonadaceae
Source: the annotation of a GenBank genome assembly
UAGCUAGCGGUAUGUAAGACACUAGCGAGCUUUGGCACGGUCUCUUGGCAUGGGCACAGCUAUCGCAGACAUCCUCACGGCGUGCUCUCACGCUUGACAAUAGCCACCCUUUGUUGUGAGUUUCAGUCUCCGGAGCGCCAACUCGCCUCCGUCGCCACAAAACCAAGUGCUGCACCGCGCGCGUGCUGCGCAAACUGCAUGCAGGACUACAACGGGAAGAUCACGUAUACCGCGUUCGCGCCGUUGUUCGUAAUCCCGACGCUGCUCGUCGUCGUGCCGCGCUGCCCGGCGCGCUUUCGGUUACCACUGUUCGGAGGCGUCGUCUCGGUCUACGGCUCCUUCUCGCUCUUCAAGUACUUUGCCAGCGAAGGAUAAUGAUGCUCACGCUACUCCUCCUUGUGCGCUGCGCGAGCGCUGACUGGGCCGUCGUGACCGGCGCGUCGUCGGGCAUCGGCGAGCAGCUGGCCCUGCAGGCGGCGCAACGCGGCUACGACGUCGUGCUGCACGGCCGCCGCCGACGAGCGCUGCAUCGUCUCAAGAAGGCCAUCGAAGCACAAACAGGACGCAGCACGAAGAUGGUCGUCGAGGAUUUGUCGUUGCCGCGAGGAGCGAGGCGGCUCCACGAGGCCUGCAAGGGCCUCGACGUGCGCCUACUAUUCGUCAAUGCCGGCGUUGCGAGGGUUCAGCCGUUUAUAGGCGAUGACGCCGUCGAUAAGAUGCUCGCUCUGAACGUGCGCGCAUCCACCGAUCUUUGUCGGCGCUUCGGGCGCGACAUGGCCGAAGCGGGCGGCGGCCGCGUCGUGCUCACGUCGUCGCUCGUGGGCGUCCCGGCGCACGGCUGCGCGGGCGCCGCGGCCUACGCCGCUUCUAAAGCUUAUUUAAGGUCCUUCGGCAACGCGCUGCAUGACGAGCUCAAGUCGCAGAAGGUGUCCGUGACUACCGUGCUGCCCGGCGCCGUCGACACGGCCUUCGCGAGGGCGGCGGACAUGGAACGAAGCCUGGUCUUCAGCGUGCCGGGAGGCCGCGCCCUGGGCGUCGUGUCGGCGCCGGACGCCGUCGCGCGCGCCGCGCACCGCGCGGCGGCUCGGAAGCGACGGGAAAUUGUCCCAGGGCUCGCGAACAAGGCUUACGCGCUCUGCGCCGAGGCCUGCCCCAACAUAUUGGGCCGCGUCGUGGCAAAGGCGACGUUCGCCCCGGCGCCGCGGGGCUUGGCCCCGCGCAGCAGCGCGGCCUUUAUCGCGGCGCCGGCGCGCUCAACAGCACCGCGGCGCCCGCCAUCCCGCUCUGUUCCUGGUAGGGCGGUCGGCUACGGCCUCCUGGGGGUUGUUGGAGGCCUGUCGGUGGCGAACGCGCUCCAGGACGGCUCGAAGCCGCCCCUGGCCACUGCACCGCCCUACGCGUCAAAGGCCGACUUUUACGCGGCUUGGCGGGCCUCUAUAGCGCCCGAGGCGAGUACGCUGCCGGGAUCGGUCUGGGACGGUGAACUUCUCUUCCUGGGGGCGCUCGCGCCGGCAGGAAGCAUAGUCACGCACCGCCUAUUCCCGGUGAAAGGUGCGGAGCGCAAGUGGCUCGGCAAGCGCUUCGACCAGCGCGGCGACGUCGGAACGAAUCGCUUUCGCCGCAGCGACGACGACGAGGCCCUCGGCCGCGAUUUCUCGUGGUCGAUAUCGACGUCGCGGCGCGACGGUGAGGAGGCGCUCGUACUGAACUACGCAGCGGCCCCGACGCCGGACCGGCUCUUCGGCACCGUCCUACGCAUGCGCGACGAAUUGCGUGAGCUCGAGCCCGGAGUGUUGCUCGGCAUCGGAUCCAUGGCGGCCACGGGUGGGAUGCGAAAUGGGGCGCCCUUCAUUCUACGGCGGCGCUCCGGCGGCGACGACGCCUCCUCCGAGGACGCGGUGGAAGCGGACGAAGACGUCCUUGUCGACGACGCCGCUGACUAAAUGUGUAGCUAACUAAUCA